Molecule: messenger RNA, 657 nt
Organism: Paramecium pentaurelia
Lineage: Eukaryota; Ciliophora; Oligohymenophorea; Peniculida; Parameciidae
Source: the annotation of a GenBank genome assembly
AUGGAAUACAUUUCAAGAUCAAAUAUAGCAAAAAUGUUUGGCAAUUAGUUAGUGAAAACAACAACAACUGAUAAAUGUAAGAAAUUAGUUACUUGGAGUUGGGAAAUGCUUGGUUCACUUUUAAUUAUUAUGGGAAGUCCAUUAUCAGUAAAAAGUAUUAAAAAUAUUGAUGAAUGUGAUUCAUAAAUAUCAAGAAACAAAAAUGGAUAAAAAGAAUUCACUUUAGUAUUAGAUCUUGAUGAAACAUUGAUUCAUUCAGAAAUUGAAAGAACUUCUUUUUUAGAUGAAGAAAUAAUAGUAAAAAUAGGAGAGAAUAUUGAAAAAUAUUAUAUUAUGAUAAGACCUUAUGCUAGAGAGUUUUUAUAAAACCUUUCAUAAUUGUUUGAAUUAGUCAUAUUUACAGCUGCUUUAAAAGAAUAUGCUGAUAAAGUUAUAGAUUUUUUAGAUCCAUGUGGAUUUAUCAAAAGAAGAUUUUAUAGAGAUGUAAUGUAAAAUUAAUAAAAUUAGAGUUGUACAAAAAAAGAUGGAGUUUAUUAUAAAGACUUAACAAAAGUAAACUAAAAUUUAGAGAAAACUUUCAUUAUUGAUAAUUCAUUGUCUGGAAUGUAAUUAAAUUUAUGUAGAAAUAUAUUUUAUUUAAAGAAAAUGGAAUUCUGA